This is a messenger RNA of Fonsecaea erecta, 1785 nucleotides long. RefSeq lists its product as hypothetical. The record is from RefSeq and is a predicted model, not a curated record. The transcript has a single exon. The coding region runs from base 1 to 1785 and encodes 594 amino acids. NCBI's taxonomy places the organism in Eukaryota, Fungi, Ascomycota, Eurotiomycetes, Chaetothyriales, Herpotrichiellaceae.
AUGCAGUUCACGCUAAAAGCCCUCCUUUUCAUCUCAUCCUCUGCCACGGGCGUCCUCUGUGACUUCCUGGGCCCAACCUAUCCAGCUCCCACGGAUCUUGCGAGUAAUGGCAGCCAUGUCGCCACUGCUUGGAAGAAUCUCAGUUCGACUCUCAAUGGGUUCAUCAGCGAACGAGGCACCAAUCUGACGGGCCCUUCUGGGUUGAAAAACCUCACGUUUUCUCUGGGGAUGUUCUCGAUCCAUGAUGCCUCCGCUGCCGGGUCAUUGCAGUUCCAUCACACAUCGCUCGAGAUUGCCAACUCGUCCACUGGUGUGAAGAAAGUAGACGGAAACAGCAUAUACCGUGUCGCUAGCAUGACCAAACUGUUCACAACCUUUGCGGGCAUGCUGAACAUGAACGAUAGUGAUUGGGAUCGUCCUAUCACCGACUUUGUCCCAACUCUUGCCACCUAUGCGGCCGCAAAUCCGGCGCAGAAUGAUCUGGUGGACACAGUCGACUGGACCAAAGUCACACUUGCUGCCCUCGCGAGCCAGAUAGCAGGCAAUCCGAGAGACAUCUCACCCUACGACCCGAGUGACUACCUUUUGUUGCUAGCUGGUAGCAAUGAGCUGGUGAAUACGUUCGGGUUGCCACCUCUAAAUCUGAGCGAUCCAUUGGCGGUCCCUCCUUGUUUGGUCUCUGCGCUCUCAGGCAAUCUGUCCUGUCCCAGCAACGAAUACGCCAUUGGCGCCGAAGCUCGACCGCCGCUGUUCCUGCCCUGGACAAGUCCAGCAUAUACAGACUACGGGUUUAUGUUGCUUGGCACCGCGAUAGCCAACAUCACCGGCACCUCCAUUCACGAUGUCUACCAGCAAAGUAUCUUCAGCCCACUAAAAAUGAAUGCUUCGUUCUCCAACGUCCCGAGUGCAUCUGAAUACAACCGAUACGUUAUUCCUGGCAACGUCAGCUCCGCAGCAUUGACACCAGCCGGCGCACCCGAGGUGACUAUCCCCUCAGGGGGCAUUUUCUCCACGACGAACGACCUUUCGAAAUUCGGUACUGCCCUUCUCAACGGGACUCUCCUUGACCCUGAUCAGACACGCAAAUGGAUGAAGCCCGUCUCGCACACUGCCCUGUUCGAAUACUCGUUGGGAAGACCAUGGGAGAUAUACCGUUACACGCACCCCGACUCCGGACUUGUUACCGACAUCUACACGAAACUGGGCGAUUCUGGCUAUUACGGCGGCUAUAUUGUCCUCAUCCCAGAUUUCGAUGCAGGGUUUAGCAUUAUCGGAGCGAGUUCUCUGUCAGAGCGAUCUCUAGUGACUGCUUUACUCGCGGACAUCGUCAUUGACACGAUGCUGCCCGCGUUGACUGCUCAGGCGCAAGCUGAGGCGAGGAACGCCUUUGUGGGCACGUAUAGGUCAGAAGACGAGAAUCUCAACAGCACAUUGACCUUGACGAUCAAUCCACAAGGGAAACCCGGCUUGGUGAUCAGCCAUUUUGUCAGCAACGGCACAGACGUCCUGCAGAGUGGCCUGAUUGGCAACAGUCCAGUGAGGCUCUUGCACUCGAUAUCCGAUCGUGCCCAUGGACGAGUGGCUUUCAGGACCUCUUCGUUUCGGGCUCCUGCGGGCGGACUAUUUUCUCAACAAUAUAAUGCCAAUCUUGACUGGCUGGCCGGCGAUUCGCCUACAUACGGCGGCAUUGGUAUCGGCCUUUUUGUGUUUGAUCUGGAUGCCGAUGGCAAUGCGGUGGCUGUCAGCCCAGCGGCGUGGAGGGUGCGGCUCGUGAAGACUUCCUGA